AUGGAUGAAGCUUGUAAUAACACGCCAUACCUGUCUGUGCCUGAUUUCUACUCUGGGAAGUCAGUUUUUGUAACUGGUGGCACUGGUUUUCUAGGAAAGGUGCUGAUUGAGAAACUGCUGUAUAGUUGCGAUAAAAUCAACAACAUCUAUGUAUUGUUGAGAAAUAAAAACGGCGUUAGAACCGAGGGGAGACUGAAGGAAAUGCUUAAAUGCCCUGUCUUUACGAGAUUACGUGAACAAAAACCAGAAAGUCUACAAAAAAUUAAACCUAUACAAGGUGACAUUACUAGUAAUAAUUUAGGAAUGACAAAUGACCAACAGGCAUUGUUAGAAAAGGUAUCAGUUGUAUUCCAUUUGGCGGCGACCAUUAAGUUCAGUGAACCCCUAAAAACUGCUGUCAAUGUUAACUUGGAAGGUACAAGGGAAGUUUUACGAGUAUUCAAGCGGUUUAACCAUUUAGAAGCAUUCGUAUACGUUUCCACUACAUUUUCUAAUGCAGACAAAGAAGUAAUUGAAGAAAUCAAAUACCCUCCCCCUAGAACUCUCAAAGAAGUGUAUGAUUAUAUCGAACAAUCAAAUGAAUGUAAUAAAGAUGAGAACAUUGAUGAAUUUUUAAAUGGGUUGCCUAAUACUUACACUUUUACUAAGGCACUGGCUGAAAGCCUUGUUGUAGAGGAACACGGAGAUAUACCAAGUGUUAUUGUUAGACCUUCUAUUGUAACACCCGCCGCAAAAGAACCGAUGCGAGGUUGGAUCGAUAAUUGGCUGGGUAUCACGACAUUUAUAUUGUCUGUCGCCAAAGGCUGGAUACGUGUUCUGUACGGAAAUAGAUAUUUUGUUCUUGAUCUCAUUCCUGUGGACUACGUUGUUAAUCUCAUCAUUAUCACAGGAGCCAGAUGUAAGAGAUCCGGUGAAGUACCGGUUUAUAACAUCUGUAGCAGCUCAUCGAAUCCUAUUUCUUCGGACUUGCUUGGAAAUUUAUGUAUGAAAGAAAGCGCAGCUACCAAAUUUAAUGAUUUUCCUCUGAUCGGUCUUAUAUACACAACAUCGGCGCGAUUGGUAAAACUGUUUUCACUGUUAUUUGAAACUAUACCAGCCUAUAUAGCCGAUUUCUGGAUAUAUAUAACCCGCACUCAGAAAAACAAAUUCUCCUACGUAAAGGCUCAAUCAAAACAGUCAAUGAUGAGGGAAGCCAUGCACUAUUUUCAAUCUCGAUCGUGGCUGAUGAAAUCGGCGCGUACCAGUGAACUGUUUGCAGCUCAGUCUGAUCACGAUCGUCAGCUAUUUCCUUGUGAGCCCACAGAUAUAAAGUGGACAGAAUACAUUCCCACUUAUAUAUACGGAAUGAAAAAAUUUUUAUUAGACACUCGCACAGAAAAUAUGAAAUAA
Molecule: messenger RNA, 1389 nt
Organism: Parnassius mnemosyne (clouded apollo)
Lineage: Eukaryota; Metazoa; Arthropoda; Insecta; Lepidoptera; Papilionidae
Source: the annotation of a GenBank genome assembly